GUGUGAUCGCAUCUUCUUUGUGCCUAUGUGCCCUUUGGCAUGUAGUUUAAGUUUGAUAGAUAACCUGGCUGUAUGGUUAUCAUUGUAGGCUGAUGUGGAAUCAAGUCAGCAGAGGAUUACGUUGUUUUAACUUAUUCUUGAGAUGUUUUCAGUUAUUAAUACAAGGCUGAUAUCUUUGUUUUCUUUAGGGGUUAUUUAGGGCUUUAUGUUAAUUUUCUAUCUUGAAUAUUUUCUUAUGGUAACUGAACAAAUAGAUGAAUCUGGGAAAAUUAAAGUGCCUAGAAAUGAAUUUGAAUUUCAGGUCAAUUAUGGUUUUGAAUACAGCUAAUUAAGGAUCAUUCUCCAUACUUAAUUUUCAGUUGGGAUGGUUUUAGUUGACAACUUUAGAUUUGGCUGUUCUGCUGGUUCAGGAACUUGGAAAAGCAAGGAUUCAGUGGGCAUAAACUAAGAUUAGGAAAGUUAUUAGAUCAAAGAUAUAGAGGAGGAUGACAUUGUGGAUUUUUAAGCAAAGGGUGUGUUGGGUGAUUUCAGAUUCUCUGCAGAUUUUCAUGAAGUUAAAGGGAAUGAUUUCUGGUCCUGAAGAACAGGGUUCAGGGUUCAGGAUGUGAUGUAUUGGAUGUAAAGAUCAGUGUUAUUGAGGCAAGAAAAAGGUUCAUCCAGAUGCAGCCCUGUGCCUCGCCUCAACUCCUGGCAUAUCAUUUCACUAAGGUAAUUGAGUUUGUCCAGUUCAAAGAUCGUUUAGAGCACUCUAAUCAGUAUUUAUUGGCCAGGCUUGAAGCUCACAUUUUACAACUAAAGCAGAAAUCACACAACAUUGAAGAAGAAGAGUGUAUUCUUGAAAGUUUGAGCUCUGGGGUUUUAUUGCUUGAGCUCUCAAAUAAUGAUGGAUGUAAGCCUUUGACCUUCAAUGAGGAUAUGCAGUCACGACCAUGGUGGACGCCUACCCCGGAUAAAAACUAUCUUCUAGGACCAUAUGAAGGAGGCUCCUUCUGCCAUAAAAAAGACUUGCAGCAGCAACUACUAACAAAGGAAAAGGAAGCUGAUGCACACAAAAUUUUUGAGAGAAGAUCCCUUCUUCCUCGGAUGAUCUAUCUAUCUAUCCAGUGUGCAUCAUCCCUCAAGGAAAAUGUUGAAGCCAAUGGCUCUAUGCCUGAUAAUAAGAACUCUGCAGAGCUGAAGUGUUUGCUUGAACGGUAUGCAAAGAGUCUGGGCUUUCCUUUUAGUGAUGCAUUAGAAGAAAUUGUUGCGAUUGCAGAAGGCCAAAAGUCUUGUGAGGCUUUUAAUUUGGAGAUGGUUGACUGGAUGAACUUCGCCGUGUUUUUGAAUGCAUGGAACUUGGGCUCACAUGAACUUGAGCUUCCAGAUAGGCAGGGAUGCUUGCCUGAUUCGUGGCACAUCGUGAAUAGCAUGAUUGAGAGAAACACCCUUGGGAAGCUCAGGUCCUUGCAACCAAUAAUCAGAUCUCCAGGAGAUGACCUAUCAGUUCUGUUACAGAUAGUGACAGAACCCUUGGCUUGGCACAGUCUUGUUGUCCAGUCUUGUGUUCGGUCCAUGCUUCCAUCUGGAAGAAGGAAGAAAAAAAGUGGGCCUGCAGAUCAGUUAAACUCCUCACUGGCUCGGGUUGUACGUGGUUCUAUCCAGUCAAUGCAUGGUGUAAUAGAAGAGGUCUCAAAAUGGUUAAGGGAACAGAUCAUCAGGGCGGAGGAUGAAAAGUUGGAGACGCUACUGUCUUCUAUACGGAGGGAAGGACUUAAAGAAGGGCCGGGGAAGGUUCUCCAGAUACUAGAAGCUUUUGCCUCAACAGGUGAUCCAGAAAUUGGUCAUCGGAUUUCUCAAGCAUUACGGUCAUGGAAUACAACAGAUAUUGCGAGGAAAAUAUUGGCCAGCCAGUCCUCUGUACUCUCUAAGUUCCUUCAAAUAUGUGAAUCAAACUCGAAGUUGUUGCAGACGCUGAAACAGCAAUUAUGAUCUACAAGAGUUUCAGAGGUAGAUUACUUGGUGGUAUUCCAAAAAGCUGUUCAGUGCUGUCAGUCUUGCUUCCUUGAGUCACAGAUCUGGUCCCCGCUUUACUUCUUCCCAGGAGGAUGGUAAUACAAGAGUUUUGAGUGAGCAUGUAUUUCAUGUUUUAUGUUUCUGGAGUGUUUCUACAAGGCAAUAUCCAAUGACUAAGUGAUUGGCCUUUGUAAUUUGAUUUGGCUGCUGUACAUUUCUUUCAUUCUUUUUAAACCCCUGGUCCAUCCAAUGUUUGGUUUUUGACAAUUCCCCCCCUUAUAUUUUUCCGUUGCAGAGAAAUUGUACACUAAAUAAGACUUUUCAGAGGGAUCUUGUUUAGGCAUGGUAAAGGUUCCUUUCUGGUUUUGGGGGGGUUUUCUUCUUGUAAACUUGGUCACAGUUUAGAUGGUAUUUUAGUGUUAUUAUUUGUCUUAA
Macadamia integrifolia is the source of this 2427-nucleotide messenger RNA. Its product is annotated as N-terminal acetyltransferase B complex auxiliary subunit NAA25-like. The transcript has 6 exons. Lineage: Eukaryota; Viridiplantae; Streptophyta; Magnoliopsida; Proteales; Proteaceae. The record is from RefSeq and is a predicted model, not a curated record. Bases 661 to 1968 code for a protein of 435 amino acids.